UCACCUGGAAGUUUUGAAUUAUAUAUUUGUGAAAAUUAAUAAAAUGAACAUUCCAAUAUCUUGUGUGACUUUCAGAAUAUGUUCCAAAAUUCUACCGACUUUAAAUUGAUGUGUGGUUUUUUUAUUCGUUAGAGCUUCUUGAAUUCUGUGACUUUUGGCUCCUUGCCAGGUCAUACUUAAAUCUGUUGAAGAAUAGCCAAUUGCAUAAAAUACAGCGAUGGAAGACUAAAGCAGCACCUGUUCUGAGCAUUCAUUAAAGAUGGGAUACCUGUCUUGUUUUACCCGGCUUUUCCUGACGCUUAUAAACGGGGCGGCGAUUACAUUAUGCGUAGUUUUUAUAGGGGUGGGCGUGGUCAUGAUUAUUUUACCGGAUGUGGGCGUGAUCGAUCACCUGAUUAGUGGUAAUACUGUGAUGCAGCAGCUGAAGGACACACUGACCACCACGGGCCUGGGGACGGAGGACCAAUACUCCGGACUGGCUCUCUCCACAGCUUUCUACGACAUUGGUUUGAUGCUCGCUGUCUCGUGUGCAGUGAUCAUGGUCGUGUCUCUGUUUGGGUGUUGCGGAGGAUGCUGUAAAGCAAAGUGCUCGCUAAUUACAUACAUUGCUCUGACGAGUUUCUUCCUCAUUGUGGAGUUGAUCGUGGUCAUUAUUGUGUAUGCAGACGAAAAAUUGGUGAUCGAGUCCAUCAAAGAGAUGUUCCUUUUGACUUUAGUUGAUUAUAAAGGACUGAAAGGAAAAAACAUACAGAGUCUGGGUUGGAACUUUGUCAUGGUUAAGUACAAAUGUUGUGGAUUGACUGAUUACGAGGAUUUUAAACGUUCUAACUGGACACGCACAGUUACCACUGCUUCAACAUACACUCUGAAGACACCCAUUGUAUGCUGUGAUCCUCUACCUUCGUCUAGCGAUCUGACUUGUGCAACACAGACCCCCUCUGGAAAUACAGCUAUGACGGGCUGUUUCGAUGCCGUUUGGGACACUUCAUUCGGAAGCGCAAAUUUUAUUGCUUUUGCAUACUGUGUGGGAUUCGGAAUUCAGUUUAUUCUGAUCACCUUGGCCAUUAUUGUAUUUACGGAAGCAAAGAAAAAGAACAGAGUGGUUCCCGAAAGAGAGCAACAGAAACAACAAAGAACGGCAGUUGUUAAAUCUAUCGUGGAACCGCUGCCAGAAAAACAGACAGGCUGGUAGCUGGUAAUCCAGGAAAAAAUAAUAAAAAGUAUAGACUCAAGAGUGCAAAUUGGUGUAGAACACUAUUUAUUUGUCUGCAUGCUUGUUAAAACAUCCCACGUGAUACAAAAACAUACAUUAUGAUGAGAAUAAUAAAUUUAAUAAAAUACAUCGAAUAAUUUCA
Molecule: messenger RNA, 1355 nt
Organism: Ostrea edulis (European flat oyster)
Lineage: Eukaryota; Metazoa; Mollusca; Bivalvia; Ostreida; Ostreidae
Product: tetraspanin-18-like
Exons: 8
Coding region: 260-1192 (310 amino acids)
Cellular component (GO): membrane
Source: RefSeq, a predicted model, not a curated record